AUGGGCUUCCACAAAUCAUCCAUGAACAUCCACCUUAAGGACAGCCACGUCCUCUGCGCCUACUGUCAGCGCCCCUCAGGAGAAGCGACAUACUCCGAGCUAGAUCUAGACGCCAUCCUCGGCACGGUGAAAGGCAAAUUCAAAUGGAGCGCCGAGAACUUCUCCAGCUCGGCGGCAAAUGUCACUCUCGAACAAGAUAAUCCGGAGCAUAACCCCCUCCUGCAUGCACGAUUGCACGACGGGGAAGGCCUCCAUGAGGAAGUGGUGAAUCUGGCAGAUUGUAUCAAGAAUGAAGAUGGGAAAUUGAAGUACAUGGGUUGUUUCUAG
Messenger RNA from Penicillium maclennaniae, 327 nucleotides. Its product is annotated as CVNH domain-containing protein. The transcript has 2 exons. The record is from RefSeq and is a predicted model, not a curated record. Lineage: Eukaryota; Fungi; Ascomycota; Eurotiomycetes; Eurotiales; Aspergillaceae. The coding region runs from base 1 to 327 and encodes 108 amino acids.